Messenger RNA from Bombina bombina (fire-bellied toad), 4235 nucleotides. RefSeq lists its product as uncharacterized. NCBI's taxonomy places the organism in Eukaryota, Metazoa, Chordata, Amphibia, Anura, Bombinatoridae. Gene Ontology annotation, molecular function: histone H3T3 kinase activity. Gene Ontology annotation, biological process: intracellular signal transduction; mitotic cell cycle. Bases 162 to 4235 code for a protein of 1357 amino acids. The transcript has 17 exons. Gene Ontology annotation, cellular component: nucleus; cytoplasm. The record is from RefSeq and is a predicted model, not a curated record.
GGAAAAUUGAAGGAAAAUGGCAGCGGCCAUAACCCGACAGUAGCUCCUGGCAGCCAAUGGUAAAGUUCUGCUGUAUCCCGAAGCAACUCUUACUGGCUGCUCCCUUCCUGAGGUGCAACAUCCUACAGAAGUUUUAUAGGCGGCUAUAAACACUGAUCGUUAUGUCGGGAAGGCGCACAGGAAGUAAAGCGGCUGUCAUGAACACGUACUCCCGUCUGAUUCCUGUGCGGAAGGUCCAGUUCCAGCCCUGGCUAUCACCGGCAGACCGCAGGCAGUUUUUCACCAGCUCCUCCUCUCCUUCCCUGCUUUCAUCAUCUCGUGAUCCGUCCAGCUCUGGUGACUCUGACUACAGGCCCCCAAAAAGGUGUAGAAAGAAAAGUGUUGCCUGCAAAAGGGUAUCAACGAAAUCGCCAGCAUAUGUAGCAAAAAGGAAGAGGAGAGGUCGAGCAGCUCAGCAGAGGAGCCAAGGAAAGGAGUCGUCCUUGUCACAGACCAGUAGCAAGGGGAAAGGUGUCACUGCUGAAACGCAGAGCUCAGCAAUACAGCCACCAGCUCACCGAGGGGCUUCUUCCGGGUGGCAGCAGAAAAUCUGCAUAACACAGGAAGGGAACAAACAGAGGGAUGACACUGUGUCUAAUGUCACUGCCAGCGACCGAGAAAACCAUGUCCCCUGUGACAGGGUCCAAAGCUCCUCUUUUUCCUUCUCCACUCCAUAUCGAAAGUUUGUUACAAUUCGGCGCAAAUCGCCAGCUCGCAACUUGAGGCUAAGAAAUGGGAGACCACCCAGUGAAAAGGUGCAGCUGAUUUGUAUUUCUUCAGACUCCACCUCUGACUUUGAGACCUGCAGGCGUACACUGAGCAAGAGACGGAAGUUACAUACUGAUGUCAACAACAUUUUGAAUUCCAGCACUGAAACUACUCACAGUCCUCUGCAUAAAGCUCCACUGUUCUCUAGCACUCCUUCUGUUCUGCAGACAGCUCUACCACGGGCAGGAAACACCCUGCUGCAACCAAUGUCCUUGUUUGAAGGUCUGGAGGAAAGUUUGGCAUUUGUGGAGGAAGAGCACUCUCGGGGGCUGGAGCAAACCAUUCAUACUUCUAGAAAGGAAGUGGGUGAAGAUGUCAGCAGACAGGACAGUGAUACUCACAUUUUGACACACACAAUGGAUAUGGAGAAUAUUGGUCAUCAAUUCACUGGUAAUGUAUCAGCUAUGGUUCUUGGAAAAGAACCAAAAGGAAGAUUAAGCCUUCAACCUACAUUACAGAAACUACGAGCUGAGGCCCCAGAAUGCAGAACCUCCCAAUACACACUGUCUUCUGAUUCUCGUUCAGUGCUGUCACCAUCGAGUUCUCGGUCUGUCAUUUGUAUUGAGGAUGAACCAAUAAAGGUGUCACUGGGGUGUCAUACGCAGAAGCACGACAGUGUGUUCUGUGUCAGCUCAGAACUUUUCUCUAAUGCACUUUGGGAUGUGGAGACCCCGCUCCAGAAAAUCGAGAGGGCACCAGUUGAGUGUUCAAAUCUUUGUGACCAGAGGCAGACCCGUUGUCACCAGACCAUGUUUAUUAACCAUACAACUGAUGAUGAGGCAGAAAAGGACCGAUAUAUGUCUGUUUUAAAUGGGGUUUGCACAUCAUCUGUCAGGGGUCCUUAUGUGGAUUCCUUGAUGAUACAGCCAUUUGUUAGACUAGAUCCUGAUGUGGUCAGUCGAUAUUUACAGCAAAGAAAUAGAGGAGCCAUCACAGCUUGUCAGCAGUUUAUGUCAAAGAGCAACAUGGAGACAGAGAGGCCACUGUUGCACUCAGAUAUACGUCUGAAGAUGACACCCGUGGUGUGUCUCGAUGCCAGUGCAGUGACUAAUUACUUUAUGGAGAGGCGGAAAGUGACCAAGGGCAUACCAGCCAUAGACACCAUGUGUUGGGCACAGGAGGUUAGAGGCUACACCCCAGUUGUGCGAAAUAUAGCCAAGACCCCCAGCAUUCACGCUUCUAGUCUUAAGGACUCAAUCCCAUUCUCUUCUGCGCCACCCCCAGAGACAACCAACACUGGGAGAAAAGUCUGCAUCAGUGGAUUUAGUGCCAAGAGGUGGGGACAACGCCCCAAAAAGUCAAAAAAUUGCCAGCAACUGUCUUUCAAAGGGGAUUGUGAGAUUUCUGCACAAAAGUGGAAAAACAUGAGCACAAUACCAGCAGCCCACCGGUUACAGCAGGAUGUCUCUACAAUCAGCGGGCUCUCCUCUUCUCUCUUGCUUUCUACCUCUCUUCUGACAUCUUCAUUCCUGAACUCAUCAGCAGUCAUGAAUCUGAGCCUCUCGCCAGAACCAUUACGUGUGCAGGACCCUCAGAGAGAUCGCCAACGCUGGAUUCGCCUUAGAGCAGCUCUGUCAUUGCACCGCAAAAAGAAAGUUGAGGCUGCACUGCAUUGUGUCUAUCCAGUUGAAAGAAGUGUUCUCCUAAGCUCCCCUUCACCAUGCAACCUGAACUUAUCUCUAACUUUGCAGCAGUCAUCCCUGAUGCUGCUGUCCCCUCAUUAUUCAUCAGUUUGCUCAGAAGAGCUGAGCGACGCAGAGAAGGUUUUUGUCGAGUGCCAGCAGGAAGGGCCCAUCCCAUUCUGUUCUUGCCUAACUUCACAACAGCUUAGUCUGUGUCAAAAGGUUGGAGAAGGAGUCUAUGGAGAGGUGUUUAAGACUCUGAGAGACGGGAGUUGCGUUGCUCUUAAGGUUAUUCCGAUUGAGGGCUCUCAGAAGAUUAAUGGAGAAGAUCAGAAAACGUUUGCCGAAAUUCUUCCUGAAAUUAUAAUCUCAAAGGAGCUCAGCUUAUUGAGUGAAUGUAAAGAGAACAGAACUAGCGGCUUCAUCCGACUUUACUCUGCUCAUUGUGUUCAGGGGACUUACCCCCAAGAGCUGCUGCAGGCCUGGGACAUGUACGCUGAGAAGAGAAGAACAGAAAACCAACGUCCAGCUUGCUAUUUCCCUGACUGUGCCCGUAGUGUAGCUUGCUAUUUCCCUGACUGUGUCGAGAGUGAGGCUUGCUAUUUCCCUGACUGUGUCGAGAGUGAGGCUUGCUAUUUCCCUGACUGUGCCGAGAGUGUAGCUUGCUAUUUCCCUGACUGUGCCGAGAGUGAAGCUUGCUAUUUCCCUGACUGUGCCGAGAGUGAAGCUUGCUAUUUCCCUGACUGUGCCGAGAGUGAAGCUGGCUGUUUCCCUUACUGUGCCGAGAGUGAAGCUUGCUAUUUCCCUUACUGUGCCAAGAGUGGAGCUUGCUAUUUCCCUGACUGUUUUCCCGAGAUUGGAGCUUGCUAUUUCCUCGACUGUGCCCCGGAGUGGAGCUUGCUUAUUUACCUGACUGUGCUAAGAGUGGAGCUUGCUAUUUCCCUGACUGUGCUGAGAGUGAAGCUUGCUAUUUCCCUGACUGUGUCGAGAGUGAGGCUUGCUAUUUCCCUGACUGUGCCGAGAGUGGAGCUUACUAUUUCCCUGACUCUGCCGAGAGUGGAGCUUGCUAUUUCCCUGACUGUGCCGAGAUUGGAGCUUGCUAUUUCCCUGACUGUGCCGAGACUUGCUAUUUCCCUGACUUUGCUAAGAGUGGAGCUUGCUAUUUCCCCGACUGUGGUGAGAGUGGAGCUUGCUAUUUCCCUGACUGUGUCGAGAGUGAGGCUUGCUAUUUCCCUGACUGUGCCGAGAGUGGAGCUUGCCAUUUCCCUGACUGUGCCGAGAGUGGAGCUUGCUAUUUCCCUGACUGUGCCGAGAGUGAAGCUUGCUAUUUCCCUGACUGUGCCGAGAGUGGAGCUUGCUAUUUCCCUGACUGUGCCAAGAGUGGAGCUUGCUAUUUCCCUGACUGUGCCGAGAGGGAAGCUUGCUUAUUUACCUGACUGUGCUGAGAGUGAAGCUUGCUAUUUCCCUGACUGUGCUGAGAGUGAAGCUUGCUAUUUCCCUUACUGUGCCGAGAGUGUAGCUUGCUAUUUCCCUGACUGUGCCGAGAGUGUAGCUUGCUAUUUCCCUGACUGUGCCGAGAGUGAAGCUUGCUAUUUCCCUGACUGUGCCGAGAGUGAAGCUUGCUAUUUCCCUGACUGUGCUGAGAGUGAAGCUUGCUAUUUCCCUUACUGUGCUGAAUUUUGCCUUGGAGGAUCUCCCUUGUCUAAGCGGACUUCUUCUGUUCACCUUGGAUUAGGCUGCGAGUGGAAAAUUCUUCCUUUGGUUUACUCUCCUCCCUCCACAUGUGAUUUGAUGUUUUGGGACUAA